UUUUACAGAUGGAAGGUGGGGGCCAGCUCCUGGGAGCACUGCAGGCCAUGGAGUGCAGCUGCGUGAUUGAAGCUCAGGCCGUACCUCGAAGUAUCACUUGGAGGAGGAGGACAGAGCUGGUAGAGGAUGGAGAUGACUGGGUGGAAGAGCCAACAAUCCUGGUGUUGGUCCUGGCAGAGGUCUUCAUGUCCAUGGUCUACAACUUAAAGCAGGGAAGUCCUGGCAGCACUGAGAAAGGAAAGGAGACACUUCGGGGCUUUGUAACUGAUAUCACAGCAAGGACAGGCAAAGCAUUGUCACUGGUAAUUGUGGACCAGGAGAAAUGCUUCAGGGCUCAGAAUCCCCAGAGAAGGAAAUCAGGAAUGGCAAAUAAACAGGCCAAAGGGAAGCAUCAGCAGAGACAAGAGUCUAGCACAAGGCUCAUGGUGUCCAGGGUAGACAUGGAAGAGGCACUGGUGGAUCUGCAGCUAUAUACAGAAGCCCAGGCUCGGGUCGUGCAGAGCUGGAAAGAGCUGGCUGACUUUGCGUGUGCAUUUACAAAGGCUGUGGCUGAAGCACCCUUCAAGAAGCUCCGGGAUCAAGCCAACUUUUCCUUCUUCCUGGAGAAAGACUGGGCUGGAGGGAUCAAAGUGGAUCGGUCUGGUAGGGGACUUGCACUGAUCUGGAGGCAGCAGAUUCAGCAGCUGAACCGAGUCAGCUCAGAAAUGGCCAGUGCUAUUGUGGAUGCCUAUCCCUCACCACAGCUCCUGGUGCAGGCUUAUCAGCGGUGUUUUUCUGAGCAAGAACGCCAGAAUCUGCUGGCUGACAUACAGGUGCGACGUGGGGAAGGUGUGACAGCCACCUCCCGCCAUGUUGGGCCAGAAUUAUCCAGGCGGAUCUACCUUCAAAUGACUACAGUGCAACCAGAUCUCAUCUUAGACAGUGUUGACUGAUAUCUCACCUUGGCAGGGCAGCAUGGUACCUGACAGCAGAGGGGCCGGAAGUACCUCCUAGGUACAGCUAGGGAGCAAGUCUCCCAGCUCUGGGAACAGAGAAGGCUGAGACACUUGAAACUACCUCCACCAGCAUUUACUGUUCCUCUCCCAGCAAGCACUGGUAUGCCAUUGACAGCCAUCCCACCCCGUCCCAGUUGACCCUCACAGCACACAGGAGAAAGGCAGACCACUCAGACACGGAUUUAAUAAUUGUAGAAAUCCAAGAAAUAAGCAUCAAAUCUCGAAGUCAGAGUGAACUCUUGCCUGCGGGUUGGCUCGACUAUGCCCAGCCACUGAGCUGCCUCAACCAGCCAGAGAACUAUGACGAGGCUGACUUCUGUUUUCAUGAUGUCACCAUAUGUAGUAUGUAUUUUGUCUCAAUAAAGCAUUUGUACCAAUGGCUCUGGAGCUUGGAGGAAGACUAAAGGAAUGUGUAGUGAUGCUGAGCAAGGUGUGGACCUACGUGGCAGAACUAUCUGGGGAGGAAAAAACAAAGGCCUUUCUUCCA
This is a messenger RNA of Grammomys surdaster, 1482 nucleotides long. It is a transcript of the gene Eme1, whose product is annotated as essential meiotic structure-specific endonuclease 1. Gene Ontology annotation, cellular component: nucleus; Holliday junction resolvase complex. NCBI's taxonomy places the organism in Eukaryota, Metazoa, Chordata, Mammalia, Rodentia, Muridae. The record is from RefSeq and is a predicted model, not a curated record. The transcript has 6 exons. Gene Ontology annotation, molecular function: DNA binding; nuclease activity. The coding region runs from base 9 to 932 and encodes 307 amino acids. Gene Ontology annotation, biological process: resolution of meiotic recombination intermediates; double-strand break repair; replication fork processing.